CGAUUUUUGGCUGAUAUCUGGUUUCAGAAUCUAGCAUUAAUAUUUCCUGUCAGUACUACACGAUUCCUCCUGAAAGAAAAUGCCACAUGUUGAAGUUACCAUGCAUGUUUUUUCUGGUCGGGAAAAUCCAAAAUGGAAAAUUGAUGGAAAUCAUCACAAAUUCGGAGAUAUUGUUGAAAAAAUAGAAAGCCAUGUUCAAAACGACAUGACAACAGGAUUAGGUUACAGUGGCUUCACUGUUCGUCAUGAUAACACAAUAUACAAGAUCCCAAAAAAAUCAAACAUCGAACUUGAGAAGCUUCUACUUCACAGUAGUAACCAUGUCAGGGAAGCCCAAUCAUCGUCUCUUCAACACUUCAUAUCGAAGAGUGUCAUAGAUCAUGUUUUAGGACAUCUGGACGGGAAUUUGGGACAAGAGGGAGAUCUACAACUACCUGCAUAUGAUCCACGUAGUUGGAAUAUUCAAAGUGUACAACCAUACAACAAUUGCUACAACUACGCCAACAAUAUGAAAACCAAUACCUUCGCACAACCGGGAAGAGCGUCCGGUCUUCCAAUGGAAGAAAUUACCGGUGUAGUUGUCCAGAAAAAUGCAGAGGCAGAUGGUUUACAGUUGCAAGUUGUUGCUGAAGAUGGUAACGUCCCGAUAAAUAUUCGCAAUCUUGUUGCGCUUGUCAUAUGGCCAUCACAAGAUUUCCACUGGUUUCGACUUGACAACAAUAACCAAUUCUCACACAAACCAGGGCAAAGUUUCGUUCGUGAUUAUGACGAGGAUCAUGAUAUCAUAACAGAUCCUCGCCAGUGCAAUCUAGGUCCAUAUAAAUUCGUAACAUUCAUGACAACUGUCCCUCAAUUGGUACAUAUUGACUAGAAAGAUAUGCUGGAAAAUAAAUAAAUAAUUUGCAGAGUU
Molecule: messenger RNA, 910 nt
Organism: Mytilus californianus (California mussel)
Lineage: Eukaryota; Metazoa; Mollusca; Bivalvia; Mytilida; Mytilidae
Product: insoluble matrix shell protein 1-like
Exons: 5
Coding region: 80-871 (263 amino acids)
Source: RefSeq, a predicted model, not a curated record